AUGGGCAGUAAGGCGGGGCCCGGGGAAGGCGGCACUGCCCAGGGACCCUGGGUCAUCCUAGGUGUGGGAGGGGGUCCUCAGGAAGCAGGGGCCCGCGGGUCCCCAGGUGUGGUGCGGGAGGUGGGUAGGGUGCCGGCACUAGCUGAUGGGUGCGGCGAGGAGGCCGCCAUCUUUAGCGGGGAGGUGGUGCAGCAAGGCGCGGCCCUGUUGGAGGGAGAGGUGUCUCAGAUCGGGGAGGUGUUUUGGCUGCCUGUGGAGGACAUCAUGGAAGAGGUGGAGGUGGUGGCGGAGGAGGAGGAGGAGCAGGAACAGCAGGAGGAGCAGAUGCUGGAAGAGCCAGGGCCCUCCCCGAAGAGCGCCCCGCCCCCGCUGGAGGCGCUGGAGGUCGUGCAAUUACAGAUGGAGCCUCUGAAUAGGCAAUGCCGCCGAGCCUGCUCUCGUCUCAAGCGCAGAACACUUUGGAGGCGGAAGCCCUAUCUAGAACACAGAAGCACCAUCAUCCAGAGCAUCCCUGGCUUCUGGGUCAAAGUUUUUGUGAACCACCCCCAGAUGUCGGCCACGAUGAGUGACCUAGAUAAAGACAUGCUUAGCUACAUGACCAACUUGAAGGUGGAGGAACUCAGAUAUCCCAGUGAUUGCUGCAAGAUCGUGUUGUUUUUCCGGAACAACCGCUAUUUCCAGAAUGAAGUGGUUGUUAAGGAGUAUCUCAUUAACGUCACUGGAUAUAUGGCAUCUCAUUCCACUCCAGUUCAGUGGCACCAGCGUUUUGAAAGUGAGGCGUAUAGCCGCAGGCAGCACAGCAGCAGCCUUGACUUCUUCAGGUGGUUCUCUGACCACAGCUUUGCAGGAUCUAGCAGGAUUGCUGAGGUGGGGUGCCUCUGGGCCUCCUCAGCAAUGGCGAUGUUGUUUGGCUGCUCGGGGGGAGGGGUGUGGGCCUGGCCUGGCCUGGCCUGUCCCGACCGGGCCCCUUUCCCCUACCAGAUCAUCAGCGAGGACCUGUGGCCCAAUCCCCUGCGCUACUACCCCAGGGAAGAACGCCCCACCGGGACAGGAACUGCCGAUUUUGAGAUGCGUGUGAUGGAGCAUCACCCUUGACCUAAGAAGCUGCUUCAGAUGAAGGCGAACGGUCAACAUGGUUGUCAUGCACACGAAGAAAUGAAGAGAGGUCUGGUGGUGAAACGUACA
Messenger RNA from Eubalaena glacialis (North Atlantic right whale), 1185 nucleotides. RefSeq names its product testis-specific Y-encoded protein 3-like. Gene Ontology annotation, molecular function: chromatin binding; histone binding. NCBI's taxonomy places the organism in Eukaryota, Metazoa, Chordata, Mammalia, Artiodactyla, Balaenidae. Bases 1 to 1095 code for a protein of 364 amino acids. The transcript has 6 exons. The record is from RefSeq and is a predicted model, not a curated record. Gene Ontology annotation, cellular component: chromatin; nucleus. Gene Ontology annotation, biological process: nucleosome assembly.